ACUUGACCUGUUCAACAAACGAUUCCCGCAACGUGGAUCUUCCUGCCAAAAGUCCGGCAAGCAUGCCCUCGGAGCUGUCUCUGCUCAAGAGCAUGCUGGGCAAUGUGAUACCCGUUGUGCAACGCUCUUUCUCGCAACCGAACGUGUCACGACCGUGCACCGGAGGGCUUCUCGCACUGUCCAGGGGCCUUCUCAAGAUGGACAUCGCGGCGUGGAGGUUUCUGGACGCCACCGGGAAGUUCCCGUCAGGACUGUUAGAAGGGUCCACGGCUGAUCUGGGCGCUUACGACGAGUGCCUGGCUUCCAGGAUCGAGAUUUCCGAGUUCAACAGCGACUCGUUCAGCGGCCAGUAUUGCAGCGUAUUUUUUAGGCCACAAAGGUCGAAGGUUUUGGACCGCCUGAUUCUCCAACUGACCCGGUACCCAGUCGUUAGGAAGAGAUUCAACUUAACUACGGUGCACAAAGCUCUCAAGAAAGGAAGGAUUCAUGGCUUGAGGUUCGGCCUCUGCGUCCCGUCUGUCUGCAAAAAGGCUGAAGUGGAGCUGGUGCUUGGAUCACUAACUCAGAUGAUGGGCGUGACAUCGUUCGUGGCUGGAUGUCGGUCAGAUGAACCGGAACAGUUGAAUGCCGUUCAGAUCGCCUUUGUCGCUGUAUUCGGCGUCCUGCUUUUCCUAUUGACUGCUGGAACCUUGGUAGACACGUUCUCAAGGAUGCAUAACAAGCCUGCGUCGGAUGAUAAGCGCCGAAGUGCUGGACGUUGGACGGAAUGCAUGACAGCUUUCUCCGCAAUCAGCAACACGGAAUCGCUCCUGAAGGCCACAUCCCCAGAGCUGGUCUGCUUCAAGUGCCUCAACGGAUUGCGCUUCUUCUCUGCCGUCUGGGUUAUCCUCGGGCACAGCUACAGCGUCCUCGAUCCACACAUUCUGGGGCGAGGAUUGGGAAUUUUCGAAAUGACCCACGAGAUUCUCUUCUGCAUAAUCUCCAAUGCUUACCCCAGCGUAGAAACCUUCUUUGUUAUCAGUGGCUUUCUUCUGGUGCAUAACCUCCUUCCGAAGCUCAAGGAACAGCGCCGAAAAUUGACGGUGCUUCUGAUUGUCGAAGUUCGACGUUACAUCAGGAUCACGACUCCGAUGAUGUUCCUGCUGGGCCUGAUCUUCUUGUUCCCGUUGCUGGUUCACGGUCCGGCCGCGGACGAGUGGCUUCCCGUCAAAAUCGAGAAGUGCUACCGGAACUGGUGGGCCAUUCCGCUCCAUUUUAACAACUGGCUGACGCACAAGGACAUCUGUGCUGGACACCUGUGGUACCUGGCCUGCGAUAUGCAGAUUUUUACGGUUGUGGCCCUGCUCUGUGUCCUGCUCGCAAAAAACGUGCGGGUGGGGAUAGCUGCCAUGGUUGCCAUUGCGGCCUCCUGCAACAUCUUCAUCGCUUACUUCACCCACUCGGCUCAAAUUGGGCCGUCACGGGUCAGUUCCGGGGGAGAUGUCACCAAAAUGAUGCAGGCUUUGGAUCUGAUCCACCAGCGGCCAUAUCCUCACGUGGCUUCUUAUGUGACUGGAGCUUUGGUAGGAUUUGUCUUCCUGAAGUACCGCCAUGUGCGCCUUAGGCAGGUGACCCGUUUGGGCCUCUGGCUGUGCUCGACGGUGUUCUGCCUGUACGGCGUGUUCGGCGCGUUCAAGUGGCAAAAGGGAGCCCCGCCCACCGGCGUGGACGUGGCCCUGUUCAACGGAGUGCACCGGACGGCAUUCGCGAUGGGCGUAGCCUGGGUGCUCUACGCCUGCGCUUCGGGUCAGGCAAAAAUCAUCGACCGGUUCCUGGCGUGGGAUGGCUUCGUGCUUCUAGGGCGACUGACCUUCUCGGUGUACCUGGUCCACUUCCUCGUCCUGGUCACUUCGGCAGCGAUGGCGAGAGAGAGGAUCUACAUGGCUCACUGGUUUCUCGUGCCUGGGGUGGCGCUGCUAGUCACUGCGGGGCGUGGAGGCCGGCCAGGCAGCGUUUAGCAAGGCUAACUUGGGGCGUGCCGGUGUGACUAUUUCUUUUUGCUUUGCGUUGUGUGGGAAACAGCCACACAAUAUUGUGUGGCUGCUAGCUGUGCGGAAGAAACAAAGGACUCACAACGAUGCCAAAUACGGUGAAGAAAAAGACAGCGGUGGUGUUUUGUGUCUGUGUGCAACGUGGGUUACAACACAUGUAAAGAGAAAGACUCCUUGUUUUGGGGCGCCGAGCGACGCCUUUAUGUCCGCGGAAUGGGAUCGUCUGAUUACAAGGAAAAAACAAAACUGAU
Ixodes scapularis (black-legged tick) is the source of this 2281-nucleotide messenger RNA. Its product is annotated as nose resistant to fluoxetine protein 6. NCBI's taxonomy places the organism in Eukaryota, Metazoa, Arthropoda, Arachnida, Ixodida, Ixodidae. Gene Ontology annotation, molecular function: acyltransferase activity, transferring groups other than amino-acyl groups. The record is from RefSeq and is a predicted model, not a curated record. The coding region runs from base 63 to 1997 and encodes 644 amino acids. The transcript is spliced from 16 exons.